Molecule: messenger RNA, 1861 nt
Organism: Xyrauchen texanus (razorback sucker)
Lineage: Eukaryota; Metazoa; Chordata; Actinopteri; Cypriniformes; Catostomidae
Exons: 10
Coding region: 104-1051 (315 amino acids)
Source: RefSeq, a predicted model, not a curated record
AACUCAUGAAAUAGAAUGUUUCAGUGUGAUGGUGUUUUGUGUGAUAUUAUUAUCAUAGCAAUUAUAUCUCAUCUGUUUUACAGACCACAUUAGAAACCUGAUUAUGUAUCACAGUUAUGUUGCAGAAUAUGAUAUUCUCUCAGUUGUUGUUUAUUCAGCUCUUUUUAAAUCUGCAUUGGAAAAACGUCUGAAUUAUGCAGAGUUUGAUCGAAUCUUCAUAACAGUCCUCUUUGGAAUAAUGCUUCUGUACUGCUUCAUCAGAAUCACUUACGUUUUAGUUGCAAAGAUUGGACAGACAAAAGGACGGAUAAUUGAUAUAUUUGACAUUGUGGCCUAUUUGAUCUUUGAUUUUCUGCCUACAUUACAAUUCAUCCUUCUAUUCUACACAAUUGGAGCAGCCAAAGGAGGACUUUUCAUUGUUGCAGUUUUACCAGUGAUGAUAACAAUGACAAAUGACACAUUGUUUUAUAAAUGCUACAGGCUUGGCUUUUCAGAAUCAGUCAUAAGGACACAGUGGAUAAUUGUCAUAUUAGUGAUGAAUGGCGUAAUGAUUGUUUUUUUCAUCAUGACAACGGAAAAGGAAAAAGAUCCUAUUGGAUGGGCCUGUGUGAUUGUGUUUCUGCAAAUACUCUGGAUAAUUAUGAAGUUUACAGAUCCCUAUUAUAUUUUUAUUGCUCAUGAUUUUUAUCGUUUUGUCCCUGUGUACCUGUUUGGAUCAGUUGGUGUUGUUUUAAUAAGCGCUGUUACACUGAUGACAGAACUGAUACUGAAAACAUUUAAUGGUGAUCGUGCAGUGCUGGAUCUGAGAUUCAUUAUUUUUCCCUCUGAAGGACUGUUUGUCUUAUCUGUGCUGAUUUCAGGACAAUUUGCAUCUAGGAUCAAGAAGUGUCUACAAUCAUGUCAAACUCAGAAUGUAGCAGGAUCUGAUGAAACUGCAGUCACAGGAUCGAACCCGAACACAGUAGAAAUGAAUCCUCUACUACAAACACAAGAUCAGGAGGCUGGCAGGAGUGAAGAAACAGAGGAAACACAGCCCGAUUCAGUGGUGUAACUAACUAAAUCAACAGACAUAUACCAAUUCCUGGAAUGUUUGUUCAAACUCUCAUGAGCACUGACAAACUGAGACUUCAGUGAUGUCCUUCAGUUUAAGUCAUACAGAAUAUUUUUUACUGUGAGCUUCUUGUUUUCAGAGUGCAGUUGUAUUGUGAAUGGAAACACAGUGAUUCCCACAGCAGUGCACAGACUGAAAGAGCCAAAAGAACUCAGAGUAGCCGACAUACACAGAUUAACCAAAAACAGUUGACUCAAGAAGUCUUGGUGGUGGGAGUUUGAUGCUCUGGGCAAUGUUCUGCUGGGAAACCCUGCUUCUGGGCUUUCAUGUGGAUGUCAAUUUGACACAAGCUACCUACCUAAAUAUUGUUAGGGAUCAAGUACACUCCUUCAUGGCAUUCCCUGAUGGCAGUGGCCUCUUUCAGCAGGAUAAUGCGUCCUGCACACAUUGUUCGGGAAUGUUCAAGGCGAACAUGACGCAGAGUUUGAGGUGUUGCCCUUUAGGUCUGUUCCCUUUGUAUGGCACCCCUCUGCGUUGUAUACCCUUUUCUGAACCCAUGCCAAAAUAUUUGACUUGCUGUGUCCUGACCUGUCCUGUGAUGACUCUUGUGUUUCACUGAGGCCCCUAUUUGCAUAACUCAACUCAAAAACAAAUGUAAACAGAUUUAAAGCAUAUGUGAAUGUAAAAAGUGAAAGUAAAAGUAGGGUAGUUCUGUAGAUGUCAGGUUUUUAAAAAGAUCUUGAAAAGUUUUAGUAGGUGCAGCUUUAAAACUCAGUUUUACUUCUAAAAUUGCAAAUAAAAUGACUUGUU